GUCUUGGUUUAUUACUAUUUUAAAUUGAAAUGUGUGAUAGCUCUUUUAACUGAAGGAAGGUGGGAGUUAUUAGGCAGUAGGAAGAGCUGGAGUAGGUGUAUUAGUGCUGGUACUGGGUGGUAUGUAGAGCUGGGAGCAGGAGCACUCACUGACUCGGGGGACUUUAUUUCACACUCGGUUCAUUCAGCUCUCUCAGCUGGGACUGAUUAACACAGAGCUCAAACUCAGGGUCGGGCUGGAACGGUAGCUGGUUCAGUUUAAAAGCUCGAACAGUGCUGAACCGAAUGAACCCGAGACCAAACUGACCCUCAACUGACAGACGGGCCGAAAGAGGAGACCGACCGACCGACCGACCGACCGACUGAGCUGGUCUGGUUUAAAUAAACAAACCCGAGCAACAGCAGCGGUGAAGCUCCAGCAGCCGGUUACAAGCCGGGCACAGACCUCAUGAAUGGAAAUCAGCACUACAGGAGCCGUUGGGGAUGCGCCCCUGUUCUCCAUGCCCCGCAGGCCAGGCUAUGGCACCAUGGGGAAGCCCAUCAAGUUGCUGGCCAACUGCUUCCAGGUGGACAUUCCCAAGAUGGAUGUCUAUCUGUAUGAGGUGGACAUCAAUCCAGAGAGAUGCCCACGCCGCGUCAACAGGGAGGUGGUGGACUCCAUGGUGCAACAUUUUAAAGUGACCAUCUUUGGAGACAGAAAGCCGGUGUACGAUGGCAAGAGGAGCCUCUACACAGCACAUCCUCUACCGGUGGCUGCUGCAGGAGUGGAUCUUGACGUGACCCUACCAGGAGAGGGUGGUAAGGACCGGCCCUUCAAAGUCUCCAUCAAGUUUGUGUCUCUGGUCAGCUGGCACAUGCUUCAUGAGGUGCUGACCGGACGGAGCACGACUGAGCCUGUAGAGCUGGACAAGCCAAUCAGCACCAACCCUGUGCACGCUGUCGAUGUGGUGUUGCGCCACCUGCCCUCCAUGAGGUACACUCCAGUCGGUCGAUCGUUCUUCUCUUCACCUGAAGGAUAUGAUCACCCACUGGGUGGAGGCAGGGAGGUGUGGUUUGGGUUCCAUCAGUCAGUGAGGCCUGCCAUGUGGAAGAUGAUGCUGAAUAUAGAUGUGUCUGCAACUGCAUUCUACAAAGCCCAGCAAGUGAUCCAGUUCAUGUGUGAGGUUCUAGACAUCCACAACAUCGAUGAGCAGCCACGCCCCCUGACGGACUCCCACAGGGUUAAAUUCACCAAAGAAAUCAAAGGUUUAAAAGUGGAAGUGACCCACUGUGGCACCAUGAGAAGGAAAUACAGAGUGUGUAACGUCACUCGCCGACCUGCCAGCCACCAAACGUUCCCACUGCAACUGGAGAACGGACAGACCGUGGAGAGAACAGUGGCGCAGUACUUCCGUGAGAAAUACAACCUGCAGCUCAAAUAUCCCCAUCUGCCCUGCCUGCAGGUGGGCCAGGAGCAGAAGCACACAUAUCUGCCACUGGAGGUGUGCAACAUUGUAGCUGGCCAGCGCUGCAUUAAGAAACUGACAGACAACCAGACCUCCACUAUGAUCAAAGCCACAGCACGAUCUGCACCGGACAGACAGGAGGAGAUCAGCCGACUGGUGCGCAGCGCGAACUACGAGGCCGACCCGUUCGUACAGGAGUUUCAGUUCCGCGUGCGGGACGAGAUGGAAGAAGUGACCGGUCGCGUCUUGCCUGCCCCCAUGCUGCAGUACGGCGGCAGGGUGAGCUCUGAGCACUUCCUGAAUCGAACGGUUGCCACUCCGAGCCACGGUGUAUGGGACAUGAGAGGGAAGCAGUUCCACACUGGAGUAGAAAUCAAAAUGUGGGCCAUCGCCUGUUUCGCCACCCAGAGACAGUGCCGAGAGGAGAUCCUCAAGAGCUUCACAGACCAGCUUCGUAAGAUCUCUAAAGACGCGGGGAUGCCCAUCCAGGGCCAGCCAUGCUUCUGCAAGUACGCUCAGGGAGCAGACAGUGUAGAGCCCAUGUUCCGACACCUGAAGAACACCUAUUCCGGCCUGCAACUCAUCAUCGUCAUCCUGCCCGGAAAAACGCCAGUCUACGCGGAGGUGAAGCGUGUCGGUGACACUCUCCUCGGAAUGGCCACUCAGUGUGUGCAGGUGAAGAACGUCGUAAAAACAUCCCCACAGACACUUUCCAACCUUUGCCUUAAGAUCAAUGUCAAGCUCGGUGGCAUCAACAACAUCCUGGUACCUCAUCAACGUCCAUCGGUCUUCCAGCAGCCGGUCAUCUUUCUGGGUGCUGAUGUCACUCACCCACCCGCAGGGGAUGGCAAGAAACCCUCAAUUGCUGCGGUGGUGGGCAGCAUGGACGCCCACCCGAGCCGCUACUGUGCCACGGUGCGUGUGCAGAGGCCCAGACAGGAGAUCAUCCAGGACCUGGCCUCCAUGGUCCGUGAGCUGCUCAUCCAGUUCUACAAAUCCACCCGCUACAAACCCACCCGCCUCAUCUUCUACAGGGACGGGGUGUCCGAGGGGCAGUUCCGUCAGGUCCUGUAUUAUGAGCUGGUGGCUAUUCGGGAGGCCUGUAUCAGUCUGGAGAAAGAGUACCAACCGGGCAUCACCUAUAUCGUUGUGCAGAAACGCCACCACACACGACUGUUCUGCGCUGAUCGUAAUGAGAGGGUUGGUCGAAGCGGUAACAUUCCUGCUGGCACCACCGUAGACACAGACAUCACCCAUCCAUACGAGUUCGAUUUUUACCUCUGCAGUCAUGCUGGAAUACAGGGCACGAGCCGGCCCUCACACUACCACGUCCUGUGGGAUGACAACUGCUUCACAGCUGAUGAGUUCCAGCUGCUCACCUACCAGCUGUGCCACACUUACGUUCGCUGCACCCGCUCCGUCUCCAUCCCAGCCCCAGCCUACUAUGCCCACCUGGUGGCCUUCCGAGCCCGCUACCACCUGGUGGACAAGGAGCAUGACAGUGCGGAGGGCAGUCACGUGUCAGGGCAGAGUAACGGACGAGACCCUCAGGCUUUGGCCAAAGCCGUGCAGAUUCACCACGACACUUUGAGGACCAUGUACUUCGCUUAACCCCAUCCUCCUCCUCCUCCUCCUCCUCACCUAUUAACCUGUCACUCAGAUGACAUCAUGCACUGAGCUGGAGAAGCUUCCCCCCACUUUUUCGCGCCAGCGACCAAUCACGGGCCGCGCUGCUGCUAAAACGAACCGAACCUUACUGAAGCUAGGUGAGGGGUGGGGUUCACACUUAUGCAAUAGAAUAGUAACAAACAGCCAGUCUUUUCUAAGAACGCACUUCAUCCUGUUCCGCCUUGUGUGUAGAU
This is a messenger RNA of Trichomycterus rosablanca, 3306 nucleotides long. It is a transcript of the gene ago3b, whose product is annotated as argonaute RISC catalytic component 3b. The record is from RefSeq and is a predicted model, not a curated record. Gene Ontology annotation, molecular function: miRNA binding; single-stranded RNA binding; protein binding. Gene Ontology annotation, biological process: regulation of stem cell proliferation; regulatory ncRNA-mediated post-transcriptional gene silencing. The coding region runs from base 452 to 3055 and encodes 867 amino acids. The transcript has 19 exons. NCBI's taxonomy places the organism in Eukaryota, Metazoa, Chordata, Actinopteri, Siluriformes, Trichomycteridae.